Molecule: messenger RNA, 5020 nt
Organism: Pteropus alecto (black flying fox)
Lineage: Eukaryota; Metazoa; Chordata; Mammalia; Chiroptera; Pteropodidae
Gene: DPY19L1
Product: dpy-19 like C-mannosyltransferase 1
Exons: 22
Coding region: 398-2470 (690 amino acids)
Cellular component (GO): nuclear inner membrane
Molecular function (GO): mannosyltransferase activity
Source: RefSeq, a predicted model, not a curated record
GCCCGUGAUCUGCCGGGACCUCGUGCUGGCUUGGGUGCUGCUGAGUUCUGUAGGGUCAGCUUGCAGGCCCUGGGAACCAUGCAGAGAAGGGAGGAGAGUGGCUUUGGAGAGGCAGACGGAGGCUACCCGGCUCUUGCGUGCAUGUGUUUAACUUGAAUGCGAGUGCCCUGUAAGAAUACUUACCCCCACAACAUGCGGUACACUCUGAUUUUCUAUUCUGUCCUUUUUUAAAAAUGCUGUUUAUAAGCCAUUAAGCUGACUUCAUAUUUAGCGUUAUGACCCAAAGUUUGAAAACACUGCCUUAGAAGAACUGUGUUCUGAUUCUGUAUCUGUUUCUAAUUAGUUAGGUGCCUGAUUGAGCAAAGCAUUUAGCUUCUCCGAGCCUCAGUUUGUACACAUGCAAAAACGAGAGACGUGGAUUAGACUGGUGGUUCUCAAGUCUUCACUGUAUACUAGUCACGAGGAAACUGAAAAUCUGGAUAGCCUGGCCACACACCAGACCAGUGACACCGGAAUGUGGGCUGCCUUUGCCGCAGUGUUGCACUGGAGCCACAUCACACACCUCUUUGAAAACGACCGGCAUUUUUCUCACCUCUCAGCAUUGGAAAGGGAGAUGGCUUUUCGCACUGAAAUGGGAUUAUAUUAUUCCUACUUUAAGACUAUUGUGGAAGCACCCUCAUUUUUGAAUGGAGUAUGGAUGAUUAUGAAUGAUAAGCUGACUGAAUACCCCCUUGUUAUUAAUACAUUAAAAAGGUUCAAUCUUUACCCUGAGGUAAUCUUGGCCAGCUGGUACAGGAUAUAUACCAAAAUAAUGGACUUGAUUGGCAUUCAGACCAAGAUAUGUUGGACGGUCACCAGAGGAGAAGGACUCAGUCCAAUUGAAAGCUGUGAAGGAUUGGGAGAUCCUGCUUGCUUUUAUGUUGCUGUGAUUUUUAUUUUAAAUGGACUCAUGAUGGCAUUAUUCUUCAUAUAUGGCACAUAUUUAAGUGGCAGCCGACUAGGGGGCCUGGUUACAGUGCUGUGCUUCUUUUUCAAUCAUGGAGAGUGCACCCGUGUGAUGUGGACGCCCCCUCUCCGGGAGAGCUUCUCAUACCCGUUCCUUGUACUUCAGAUGUUGCUUGUGACUCAUAUUCUCAGGGCUACAAAACUUUACAGAGGCAGCUUGAUUGCACUCUGCAUUUCCAAUGUGUUUUUCAUGCUUCCAUGGCAGUUUGCUCAGUUUGUACUUCUUACUCAGGUUGCAUCAUUAUUCACAGUAUAUGUCGUGGGAUACAUUGAUAUAUGCAAAUUACGGAAGAUCAUUUAUAUACAUAUGAUUUCUCUUGCACUUUGUUUUGUUUUGAUGUUUGGAAACUCAAUGUUAUUAACUUCUUAUUAUGCUUCCUCUUUGGUGAUUAUUUGGAGUGUACUGGCAAUGAAACCACAUUUCUUGAAAAUAAAUGUAUCUGAACUUAGUUUAUGGGUUAUCCAAGGAUGCUUUUGGUUGUUUGGAACUGUCAUACUGAAGUAUUUGACAUCUAAAAUUUUUGGCAUUGCAGAUGAUGCUCAUAUUGGCAACUUAUUAACAUCAAAAUUCUUCAGUUACAAGGAUUUUGAUACUUUAUUGUAUACCUGCGCGGCUGAGUUUGACUUUAUGGAGAAGGAGACCCCGCUGCGGUAUACCAAGACGCUGCUGCUGCCAGUUGUCCUCCUUGUGUUCGCUGCCAUCGUUAGAAAGAUUAUUGGUGACAUGUGGGGUGUCGUAACAAAACAGCAGGCACAUGUAAGAAAACAUCAGUUUGAUCAUGGAGAGCUGGUUUAUCAUGCAUUGCAACUGCUGGCAUAUACAGCCCUUGGUAUUUUAAUUAUGAGACUGAAACUCUUUUUGACACCACACAUGUGCGUUAUGGCUUCCUUGAUCUGCUCAAGACAGCUGUUUGGAUGGCUCUUUUGCAAAGUACAUCCUGGUGCUGUUGUUUUUGCCGUAUUAGCAGCAAUGUCAGUACAAGGUUCAGCAAAUCUACAAACCCAGUGGAAUAUUGUAGGGGAAUUCAGCAAUUUGCCACAAGAAGAACUUAUAGAAUGGAUCAAAUAUAGUACUAAACCAGACGCGGUGUUUGCGGGCGCCAUGCCCACGAUGGCCAGCGUCAAGCUCUCCGCGCUUCGGCCGGUUGUGAACCACCCUCAUUACGAAGACGCGGGUCUGAGAGCCAGAACGAAAAUAGUCUACUCCAUGUACAGUCGAAAAGCAGCGGAAGACGUGAAGCGGGAGUUGAUGAAGUUACAGGUGAAUUACUACAUUCUGGAAGAGUCCUGGUGCGUAAGAAGGUCCAAGCCGGGUUGCAGUAUGCCUGAAAUUUGGGAUGUGGAAGAUCCUGCGAACGCCGGGAAGCCUCCCUUAUGUAACCUCCUGGUGAAGGACCCCACGCCUCACUUCACCACCGUGUUCCAGAACAGCGUUUACAAAGUCUUGGAGGUUAUCGGAGAGUGACCGCUGCCCACGGAGAAGUACAUCAGUGAUGGUUUUAAUGCUCUGCUAAUAGCUCAUGCCUUGUUUUUAAUUCAAAUCCCAAAAACUUUUAUAGGAAACUGUUUUCAAAUAGAAAAUGUUUUAGUUGGUCAAUUUGUCAUUCCGAUUAUAAGACACAUGCCAUUAUCAGUUGGGUACUAUUUCAGUGCACCCCUGAAAAUUUGCUAUGCAAAUGAGUAUAUGCUUGUAUUUGACUUAAAUAUUUGUGCGAAAAUGAGCAGUCAACUGUAUACAAAACAUGAUGGGAUGGUAUGAAAAUGCAGUCAGUUCUGAACUCUCUGGGGGCUGAUUUUACAGCUCAUGGACCAUUGAUGCCCCUUGCUCCUUUUCUGCCUCUUGCACCUGUUUUUUUGGACAUCUCAGUGGUUAUUGUGAGCUCCUCGUUCAUGUCAGUCCCUGCCAUCAGCCUCAGUAAGAGUAGAUGGGGCAGACUUGGGUAUUUGCUGUGUGGAAUUAUCUGUUUAUUUCACUUCUUUGUGUUCUUUUGUUCUCUGUUGCUCUUGUUGAUGAAGCAUUUCCUGCCCAUUAUUAAUCCAGACUCUUGGACCUAGUGGUCAGGACCAAAUUCUUGUACUUACCAGGAGUGUGGUAUUAGCAUCUCUCCGCCCCUCUCCGCCCCUCCCCCUCCCUCGCUCCCUCCCUCCCUCCCUCCUUCUUCCUCCCUCCUUCCCUCCCUCCUCCCCAUUCCCCAGCAUUCUCUGUCAAAUAAGUGAUAUUUACUUGUUUAGUUUCUUAUCAAGUACUUUUUCUUGGUUAAAAAAAUUUAAUGACUGUGUAUUUUUCUCAUUUUUAGUAUUAUUCAGAAGUGUAUAUUUUAAUACCUUUAAACCACUUAAAAUCUUUUCAUGUUUAAUUAUAGUUUUAAGAAAAACCAUUUUGAACAACCUCAAAUGUAAUACAUCUAGAAACUAAUGUAUAGUCCUGUAGACAUAAUUUACAGUGGAGCAGUAGACUGUAGAAUGUGGUAGUUUUUCUUUUACUAUUAAGAUAUAAUAAAACAUGAGACUAAUUUUUCUGUCAAAAAGUAAAUGAAUAAUGAUAAGCGAAUGGCAUUUUUAUAUUUUACUUUUAAAAUUGCCUGUCUUUAAUAAGACAAAGCCUUAAGCCUUACAGUUUUGGUUCCAGAAACCAAGCAUUAGGAAUGAGGAAUGAAUAUAUUCAGCCUGCCUUGUUAUUCUUUUCCUUCCUAUUUAUUUUUAUUUUGAAAAUACUUCAAACCUGCUUUGAAUUCUUAUGUGAAUUUUUGUUUCCUAGAAGUUAAUUUGUGUGAAAUGAGAUUCUUCAGAACAGCGAACCCCUUAUAGUUCUGGAAAAUGAUUUUACGAUUUCAAAUUCUGAACAAACCGUGCCUCCGGCAGAUUGCACAUGUAAUUAUACAGUGUUCUCUUUAUUAACCACGGGCAGAUUAACCGCACUGUGGAUUGUCCUUGAGACCCAAGUCCCCAGGGACGGUGUUCGGUGCCCGCUCCUGGGAGCCGCUGAAGAGCGUUUGUCUUUCUGCCUCUGUGCGGCUGAGGGCGGCCCGGCCUGGGGGAGGCGCUAGCGUGCUUAGGGCAGAGCCCCCGGGAGCCCCCUCUUUCUCGCCUGCUGGGUGACUUUUAUUUCUUUGGUUUUGCCAGUUUCAGAAAACGGGGAGUAGCCCGGGAGUUUGGGGUUAGGAGUGGAAUGUGAGCAAGGAGGUGGCCGUCCAGACAGAUGGGCAGCGGCCGCUCGGGGCCCAGGAGGGUGAGGGUCGCCGGGCGGCAGGAGGGGACGUGUGCUGGGCUCUGUCUGCACCUGGGUCUCACCCACAUAUGGCUGUUUUGUAAGUUCGGCAGUUACAAUUUGUUUUUUUGUUUUUGUUUUUUAAAUGGUACUUUUAAAGUUAGUCUCUGUUUUUCUCACCCUCCAAUCAUUUUCUUCCUAAUAAGUUCACAUGUAAUGACUGGAAAUUCUGUACAGGAAAAAAAUGUUAAAAUACUCUUAAAACGGUUUCAUAUGCUGGGAAAGGGUAGAAGGAGUCAAAUUCGCUCUCUUUCCGAAGACCCCUUUCGUAACAGUGUUUGUUAACGUGACUCUCCGGCAAGCUCCGGCUCUGUUUCAAGCCGGACAGCUCGCUGCUCUGCAGGCUCCGUCUUGGUCACGUCUGGUAGCAGCCGGCGCUGCAGAUUAUGAAACUCUCUUAUGACAGCAUAGCCUAGUAGUAGCUUUGAUAUACAUGACAAAACAGUAUUAAAACUCAGUAUUUUACCCAUUUUUAGCAUUUAAAAAUAGUUUUGCUUUAGCGUGAGGAAGGUAAAGUAGACAAGGAGGCGGUGAAAAUAGCUCGUGCGAGCACGCGAGAAACAGAGCUGGGGCAGGAUUCCACUUAGAAAAAACCGUAGUGUUAAAAUAAGACUAUGACAUUAAGGAGAAAAUGAAAGGGUGUAUCAGGAAUAAAUGAUAUUGCAUAGAAGUAUUGUAUUUUUAUGAAUUUUCUGCCAGUUGUUUACAUGUACUAUGUAUGUUAAAUAAAAAAAGAUCAUAAAAAGA